Molecule: messenger RNA, 1337 nt
Organism: Chiroxiphia lanceolata (lance-tailed manakin)
Lineage: Eukaryota; Metazoa; Chordata; Aves; Passeriformes; Pipridae
Gene: MOB1B
Product: MOB kinase activator 1B
Exons: 6
Coding region: 270-794 (174 amino acids)
Biological process (GO): hippo signaling; positive regulation of protein phosphorylation
Cellular component (GO): cytoplasm; nucleus
Molecular function (GO): protein kinase activator activity
Source: RefSeq, a predicted model, not a curated record
CCCGGCUGAGUUAGGAGCGGCGGGAGCGUGGAAGUGAAUCCCGGGGCAGGUGAUGGGGCAGGUGGGGCUCCCCGGCGGCCCUGAGCCCCGCCAAGGACCCGGCCGAGCUUUACUGCGGCAUAAAAAAAGCUCCCCGAGGAAUCGGUGGCAAGUCCAGUGGUAGUCGCUCUUCCAAAACCUUCAAACCAAAGAAGAAUAUUCCAGAGGGGUCUCACCAGUACGAGCUGCUAAAACAUGCCGAGGCCACGCUGGGAAGCGGCAAUCUCCGGAUGGCUGUGAUGCUUCCAGAGGGGGAAGACUUAAAUGAAUGGGUUGCAGUUAACACUGUUGACUUCUUCAACCAGAUCAACAUGCUUUAUGGAACCAUCACAGACUUCUGCACGGAGGAGAGCUGCCCUGUGAUGUCUGCUGGCCCAAAGUACGAGUACCACUGGGCAGAUGGGACCAACAUCAAGAAACCCAUCAAGUGCUCCGCGCCAAAGUACAUCGAUUACCUGAUGACCUGGGUCCAGGAUCAGCUGGAUGAUGAAACGCUGUUUCCUUCCAAAAUAGGCGUCCCAUUCCCAAAGAACUUCAUGUCAGUGGCCAAGACAAUUCUAAAGCGUCUCUUCAGAGUCUAUGCUCACAUCUAUCACCAGCACUUUGAUCCCGUGAUCCAGCUGCAGGAGGAGGCACACCUUAACACUUCUUUCAAGCACUUUAUAUUUUUUGUUCAGGAAUUCAACCUUAUCGAUAGAAGAGAACUUGCACCACUUCAGGAACUGAUUGAAAAACUCACCUCGAAGGACAGAUAAAAAGAAGAGGACUUCUUGAAGUCACUUGUUUCUUUAAGCAAGCGUGUGGUAUUUGUUUUUUUUUUUUUUGUUCAUUCGUUUUUUUUUUAAAAAAAAAGAAAACAAAAACAAGCCCCUGUGCUGUUACCAGUGACAGCCGAGAUCUACUUUCUGUGCUUUUACUAGGGGAAGUCUUUUCUCUGUUAGUGACACGUGGUAAAUAGCUUUUUUUUUUUUUUUUUUAAUUUUUAUUUUAUUGUUACUCAUUGUGGAAUUUCUAGCAGGUGCUGAGUGUUAAAGGAAACGUGCUUGGUUGGGGGAUUGACUCUGCUGGUGGAUGGGUUCUUGUGUUGUGUCAGUGGUAGCCCAUUCUCAUGAAGUCCCUAAAAGACUUGCUUACAUUCUCUAAGUGCCUUGGCAGACUCACUUCUGAGGUGCAAAGCACAUACAAUACUGAACAUUGCUGGAAACAGAAAAUAUUGUACUAACACCCAGACACUUACUGAUACUUGUUCUAGAAAAAUUAUAUAUAUGCUUACAGUAAAAAAAAAAAAAAAAAAAAAA